Ostrinia furnacalis (Asian corn borer) is the source of this 4423-nucleotide messenger RNA. Its product is annotated as zinc finger-containing ubiquitin peptidase 1. The transcript is spliced from 16 exons. The coding region runs from base 231 to 2480 and encodes 749 amino acids. The record is from RefSeq and is a predicted model, not a curated record. Lineage: Eukaryota; Metazoa; Arthropoda; Insecta; Lepidoptera; Crambidae. Gene Ontology annotation, molecular function: ubiquitin-like protein peptidase activity.
GCUGCCCACUUCCGCAUGCGUACAAGUUUUCCUUGUUUUUCAAUGUCCACGAUUCAUGAAUGGCUCCCCUUCAUAACCUUUGCCAGUAGUAUUAAAUUUACUUCGUUAAUUAAUGUUAUAAAAUGUUAGCUUUAACAACCUUUAAUAAUCGUGUGGAACCAAUUAGGUAGUGUUGUGUCUUACAAAACGAUAGGAUUUCCCGCUAAUUUGACAAUAAAAACAAUCCAAAAAUGUCGACCAGUCCUUUCCCCUACACGUGCGAGCUAUGCGGCGCGGAGGGCCUCACAGACGAGGGCAUGCGGUCCCACACCUUGGAGGCCCACGUGGCAGGAAGACCAGAGUGUCCCUUCUGCGACUGUGCUGUCCCACAACCACAGCUACUGGGACACGUGCAGAGGGCGCAUCUGCAUUACCUGACGCCGGAAAGAGAGCUUAUGGCGUUUAUAGACGACCAAAGUCCGAGCUUUGACGAAGACUCCAAAAUGACAACGACAGACAGUUGCAGCUACAACACGCCUGGUUCCAUUAACGGUUGGCAUAGCCCUGACACCUCUACUUCCUUCCACAACGGAGCCAUAUCCAAAAACCUCAGUUACCACAACGGUUACCAGGACAAAGAUUAUAGGAGUGAGAAGGAUGAAGACAGAUGCUCAAGGUCCCCCAAAAACAUCAACUUGACGAAUGGCCUGAAGAAUAUAAAUAUCAGCAACGGGGUUAUACCAAAGAAAGUGCAGAGCAGACAGAAUUCUAAUGAUGGGGAAGUGAUGAAUGGGCAUGACAGAAAAGGUAUUCAUUCUAGUCCAAGCCACAAUUCAAGCAACAAUUACGAAGGCUCACCAAAUAAAAAUAAGUUGACUAUGGCCAGUGCAGGACAAGGAUCUCCACUAAGAUCUCAAUUGGCAUUAAAAUUGAAACCCAACACUCCAAAGAAAUCAGCUCCUACGCCGAGUCCUACUGUGCAGUGCCUUCUCUGUGAUUUCACGUCAACAUGUCCACGGAAAUUGGAAGAGCACAUAAACAGGGCUCAUUUCGACCUCACGUCUCCUUCUGUGAUGGGGAACGCGAAUGCUAACGCGGAAAAUCCUACCCUGGUCGUGAACAACCCCACUUUAGGGGUAAAUAACCCUACCCUGGGGCUGAACAAUCCCACUUUGACCCUGGAUAACCCCACACUGGCUUUGAGCGCUAUGGCCAUGUCUCCGGGGCCCCACGGGUCUUCGUUCCAGUGUCCGAUCUGUGAGAGAGAAUUUGUGAACGGAUCUGAGGUAGAAGUCCAUGUCAAUGUUGAGCAUCGAGACAUAUUGAGUCCGCAGAAAGGGGACCAGGUUGACAAUGCGUCAUGUGAAGACGUAGUGAUGAUGGAAGAGAGUCCGGUCAGCAACUGUCCGGUGUGCUGCCAGCCCCUGCCGUUGUCACAGCAUGAACUGAUCCAACACAUAGAGGAGCACUUUGAGAGGGGGGAGGAGGGAGGCGCGGUAGCACUCUCAGCCGCCGAGAGGGAAGCGCAGAAGAACAGAGAGGAACAUGAGUUUCAACUCCUGAGGGCGCAAUACGGCAUGGAAGAGGACGAAGAAGGCUACACGAACAGAGCCACCAACAGCCUUAAGCGGGCCGUGUACAGCGGCGCCCUAUCCGUGGCUGGCUACUAUGAACGCAGCGUCGGGCUCCGUAAGGCCUCCGCCCUGGGACGGGACACCGGCUCCUCCAAGACGAACGGCAUCCUGGAGAGGAUAGCACAGCUCAAUACUCAGAACCCGAGCAUCGUGAAGACGUACCUGUGUAGUGCUGUCGACCACUACGCCAGCACCUACGGCGACCGUGGCUGGGGCUGCGGCUACCGGAACAUGCAGAUGGUGCUAUCCUCGCUGCUCAAGCACCCGCCCUACGCGGCGCUGCUGGGCGGCGCGGGCGAGCGCGACUGUGACUGCGUGCCCUCCAUCCCGCGCCUGCAGCUGCUCGUCGAGAGGGCCUGGCAGCUCGGCUUCGACACGCAGGGUUCAGAACAGUUAGGCUCAAAGUUACACAACACUCGCAAGUGGAUCGGUGCGUGCGAAGUGGUCACGGUGCUCUCAUCGCUUAGGAUAAGAUGCCAGCUGAUCGACUUCCACAAGCCGACGGGCGCGGACGGCUCACACCCGGCACUGUUCGACUGGGUGCUUCGUUACUUCCAAGAAGAGCCUAGCGCCUUCAAGGCGCCGCUUUAUUUGCAGCACCAAGGUCAUUCUAGGACGAUAAUAGGGUAUGAAAAACAUAAAGACGGCAAAGCAACACUUUUAGUUCUGGACCCUUCACAUUCGCCUGCACAGGUGCGUCAAGUGACGUGCGGCAACGCGGCGGCGGGCGCGGCGGCGCUGCGGCUGCUGCGGCGCGGCGCGGGAGCCCUGCGCGCGCGCCAGUACCAGCUGCUCGCCGUCACUGGAGUCAUGGCCGACCAUGAGUAUGAGGCGAGUAAAGUGCUUCAAUCGGUGCGCAUACCAUAGGGCAGGCGUGUGCCGCGAUGUGCAAAUUUGGACUCUAUGAGCGCCCACACACAGGUCCGUACGGCGAGAAUCGCUUGCACCACAUACACAUGAUAUUUUGUGCGUACCGUUACGUUGUUUUAACUUUAUCAUCCAAAAUAAAAAUGUGGGUAAUUUACCAAAAUGAAAAAUUAGAUAUUUACUAUUUAUUUAUGAAAUACCAAGUUAAAUUAUGUCCUGAAAUUGUUAUUAUUCAAUGUUGUAUUUUGAUUUUAAGUAAUUAUUUAAAAUUGCAAUGAUAUUUUAAAAUCUGUGUCAUGUACAUGUCAAAUUUUACUGAUUAAAAUUUGAUAUCUAUCCGCAGUUUGGAAGACCUAACCACUGGUCACGAAACACGAAAUUCUUCAUCUUCGACAUCUGAUUUUACAAAUUUUUUGAGUAUUAGGGAACAAAUAAUUAUUAUUAUACUUUAUCUGUCUCACGUUCAGCAACGGAGGGAUGUUCUUGAGGCAACUUCGUUUCUUAAAAUGUUCUAAAUUAGAAUUCUGGUGUUGCUGUAUCUAAAAUUGAUCAAUAGAAUGACCGUUUUCGUGUCCCGUGGUUUGUUAAUCCAAUACCCGAAGACGUAUUUCAUCUGUACAUUACUACCUCAUGUUAUUUUUGUCAAUUAUCAGUUGAAUGUCAAUUCACAAACAAAACAUUUAAUCGAAAGCUAGCCUUGUGCUUACUUGCUUUGAAAAGAAUAUCAAAUCUUACAUAAAUACUGCAUAACUAUUUUAUGUGAAAAUAACCAAAAGCCGGAAAAAAGUAUCAACUCAAAAAAUGUAAUAGUCAUGCAGUAUUUAUAUUCCACAUUUACCUAUUUACUAUUCCGUAAUGUAAAAACGUUUCAUAUUACUUCUUCUAAUAUACACAUUUAAUAAAUAAUUCAAAUUUAACUAUACAACGAUAUUAUUUUGUUAUUAACUAAACUUAAUAAUCACAGAAGAAUUUUAUACAAAUUCCAAUUCCCGCCGUAAUAAUAAAUAUAAUAAAGUAAAUACAUAAUAAUUAUUAUAGUGAAUUAUCAAAGCGAACUAGUAAGUUAGCGAAGUUACUACUUAUAAUAGCUUCGAGAGAUUGCCUUUGACUCAAUAAGAUUUUAAGGUAAAUAAAUUAAUAAGUGGGCAACACUGUGAAGUGUAGCCAUUACGAAAAAAUGUCUUAUUGUUAGAAAAAUAUCUUGAUACUGUUUUCUCUUAAUUAAUUUUCAGUUUAAACAUUUUUUUAACAAUUAGUCGUUUUAUUUUAUUGUUGUCGUUGUACAUAAUAUUUAUUUACUGUUUUGUAUAAACUGUGUUACGAAACAAUUUACUAAUCAAUUUUUUUUAAUGGCUACUUAUCGCAGUGUUGCCAUAUAGAUAGUGUUUUAAACCUAGAUAUUACAGUUAAUUAAUAAAUAAAUGCUUGUUACUCACGAAAUACAUUAUUUGCACGUUCACAUAGUUCCUAAUGGAAUUGCGACGUCCAGUGCGGCGAGGCUUCCUUUGCAUGCGGUCGGAAAAUGGAAGAAAGUCCAUUUUAAUUGCACUAUUAUUGUUUUUUCGUUAUUUUAUUUUUAUUUUAUUGAUAAUUUUAAUUGAUUUGAAUUUAUUAUUUUUACAUUUUAUUUUUAUGUAAUAAUUGUAAAGAUUCUUUUUGCCCCUGCGUACAAGGUACCCACUGAAAACCAGUGUCUUAGCACUUGGCAGUAAAAUGUCAACUGUCAAGAUGAUACUGAGUAGGGUGACCUCUUUUUUUCUCUCUUUUCUCUACAUUUUUUGUUUUGUAUUAGUUGUCAAAUAAAUAUUUUUUCUUUCGUCCAUUUUCAACCGCAAGCAGAGAGAGCCUUGUGACAAUAGUGACAUGGGCGGUCAGUUCGGUCAGUGGUGCUCUACAGUUAAAAGUCUUUCAAUAGUAAAUCACGAAUUGUACAUGGAGUAACC